CCAACGGUCGUGGCGUGCGUUCGCGUUUAACAUGUGUGGUGCUAGUCAGGAAGCAGUGUCUUGUGUUUGAAUUUUGAAAUUGGAAUUGGAAUGCUCUGUGAUUGUGAGUGCGGGGAAUUUUUAAGUGUUCGGUGUUUGAAUUGCGAAGACACAGCACUUAAUAAUAAUCCAAAAAAAAAAAUAGUGAAAAAUAAAACUCAGAAACAGUGACCACACUAGUGUUAGCCUGGAGGCAAUAAACCAAAGAGUAUAUAUAGUGUAAGAGCCAAGUUGCUUAAAGUGACCCGAGACUCGAACCUGAUGACGCCAUGCAGCGACAACUCAGCAACGUGAGCGUCCACUCGUACCAGGACUACCAGCCGUCCAGACGAUAUGGGCCCCAGUAUGAGCCCGGGGGGUACGCCGCGUCAUUGCAGCAGCGUACCAACAUGACGCAGAGGGAGGACGCCCUCAAAUUCGAGCAGGGGCGCAUCAAGGCGCUCCAGGAGGAACGGCUGCACAUACAGAAGAAGACCUUCACGAAAUGGAUCAACUCCUUCUUGCAGAAGGCCCGAAUGGAAGUGGACGACCUGUUCACCGACCUGGCGGACGGCCGGCGGCUCCUCAAGCUGCUGGAGAUCAUCAGCGGGGAGCGGCUGCCGCGGCCGAACUCCGGGCGAAUGAGGGUGCACAAGAUCGAGAACGUCAACAAAAGUCUGAGCUUUCUUCACACUAAGGUACGUCUGGAGUCCAUUGGUGCUGAAGACAUAGUGGACGGGAACCCUCGCCUGAUCCUCGGCCUGAUAUGGACCAUCAUCCUCCGCUUUCAGAUACAAGAGAUUGAGAUCGAUGUGGACGAAGAGAAUGAAUCGUCUGAGAAGAAAUCGGCCAAGGACGCCCUCCUGCUGUGGUGUCAGAGGAAGACGAGCGGCUACCACGGCGUGAACAUCCACAACUUCACCGACUCGUGGCGCUCGGGGCUCGGGUUCAAUGCCCUCAUACACGCGCACAGGUGACUCUCACUCUCUCCC
Molecule: messenger RNA, 1010 nt
Organism: Amyelois transitella
Lineage: Eukaryota; Metazoa; Arthropoda; Insecta; Lepidoptera; Pyralidae
Product: spectrin beta chain, non-erythrocytic 1-like
Exons: 6
Coding region: 309-995 (228 amino acids)
Biological process (GO): actin cytoskeleton organization
Cellular component (GO): plasma membrane; cell projection; cell junction
Molecular function (GO): actin filament binding
Source: RefSeq, a predicted model, not a curated record